AAAUCACAAAUGAAGGAGGGCUGACUGGACACCUAAUCUGUGAUUCUCUGUUAAAACUUUAAAGUGUUUCCUUCAUCUCAAUCGAAGCAGAACCAGAGAAGAAAUUCACCACAAAACAGUAAGAGUGAAGGUAGAGAAGUGUCGAUUCGAUCAAUCUCAGCGAAUUCUCUUAACGUUUGAGGACACAGGUGAGGGUUAUACAGGGUGGACAAUUUAUUGAGCUUUGCUUUGAUUGGAAGAGAAAUAGAGGCUUUCCAAGAAACAGAGUUAGAAAGGGAAAAAAUUAUAGCUGAAGCUUUCACCUGAUGGCGAGGAUCAAACCUCAAACAUUGCUACUUCAGAGUAAAAAGAAGAAGGGCCCUACUCGCAUUAGUGUCACUACUAUUAUUACUUGCAACUUGAUUGUUGUGUUGAUCUUGUUAUGCUUGGUUGCUACCUAUAGGCAUUGGUCUCAAAGGUCCAGGAACCAACAAGAAGAGCAUGACUUGCCAAAUCUUCUGGAUGAGGAUCCAAAAAAAAUUGAUAAAUUUGAUCUUCCUGGUUUCGCUAUUAUAAAUACCUCAAAAGGUUUGAUUACGGUGGAGCUUUACAAGGACGGUUCUCCUGAGAUUGUGGAUAAAUUCAUCGACUUGUGUCAAAAGGGGCACUUCAAGGGGAUGCCUUUCCAUCGUGUAAUAAAGCACUACGUGAUUCAAGGGGGAGACCAUCAAAGAGUAGGAUCUGCAGAAGAUUGGACAUCGAAAGGAAAACCUGGCAAUCAAUUUACAAUAAGCCCCAAGCAUGAGGCUUUUAUGCUUGGAACUUCAAAGACUAAACCGGAUAGCAAAGGAUUUGAGCUUUUUAUUACAACUGCACCGAUUCCAGAUUUAAAUGAUAAGCUCAUUGUGUUUGGACGGGUGAUCAAAGGAGAGGAUGUUGUUCAGGAAAUUGAAGAGGUGGAUACUGAUGAACACUACCAACCUAAGUCCCCUAUAGGGAUCAUCAAUGUUACUUUGAAGCGGGAGAUUUAAGGUCUUUGCCACGUGUAAAAAGUUUUCUGUAUCAUUGUGGUGCCUGCGUGAGGAAUCAUUUUCCACCAAGCUUGUCACGGUGCCAAUUUUUUUCUCUCCUGCGAGGGGAUGAUGAGUAAAGGUUUUAAUAGAGGGUUGUUUUUGGGGUGUAAA
This is a messenger RNA of Telopea speciosissima, 1163 nucleotides long. RefSeq names its product peptidyl-prolyl cis-trans isomerase CYP21-4-like. Bases 306 to 1010 code for a protein of 234 amino acids. The record is from RefSeq and is a predicted model, not a curated record. Lineage: Eukaryota; Viridiplantae; Streptophyta; Magnoliopsida; Proteales; Proteaceae. The transcript is spliced from 9 exons. Gene Ontology annotation, molecular function: peptidyl-prolyl cis-trans isomerase activity. Gene Ontology annotation, biological process: protein peptidyl-prolyl isomerization.